CGCAGGCGUAGUUUGGUCUGUGCUGGUCGGUGGAGAGUCGGAGGAGUGAGAGGCUGGUGUUAGUUGUUCUCGGCCUCACUAAGAUGGCUCUUCGCAUGAGCCAUACGUUUCUGAGCGGCAGCUCGUGUUAGGAUAUAGUGUUGCUGCUGCUGCUUUGGAGACGGAGCUUUCACCGGUUGUUGGAACGAUCCGGAGAGGGGUUUCCGCUGUAACCAAGCGACUAACAGCAGGCCCCGGGCUUUACCGGACUUGGUGGCUGGCUAGACGGUUACUACAUUGCCUGGAGAAUGGGAAUCAUAUUCACCAAACUAUGGAGACUCUUCAAUCACCAAGAGCAUAAAGUGAUUAUCGUGGGGUUAGACAAUGCUGGAAAAACAACAAUUCUUUACCAGUUCUCAAUGAAUGAAGUUGUACAUACUUCACCUACAAUUGGCAGUAAUGUAGAAGAAAUAGUAGUGAACAAUACACAUUUUCUAAUGUGGGAUAUUGGAGGUCAGGAGUCGUUGCGUUCAUCAUGGAACACUUACUAUACCAACACAGAGUUUGUGAUCGUGGUUGUAGACAGCAUGGACAGAGAGAGGAUAGCUAUAACCAGAGACGAACUCUACAAAAUGUUGGCACACGAGGAUCUAAAGAGAGCUGGACUGCUGAUCUUUGCAAACAAACAAGACAUCAAAGAAUGCAUGACAGUAGCUGAAAUCUCUCAGUACCUUAAGUUGACCUCAAUUAAAGAUCAUCAGUGGCAUAUCCAAGCUUGUUGUGCCCUGACAGGCGAAGGGUUAUGUCAAGGAUUAGAAUGGAUGACAUCACGACUUAAGGUCAGAUGACCUCCAUAGAUCAGGAUGCAUGGACCAUUAAAAUCUGAACUGUAUAAAUCUUCCAGCAGUAACAGCUCCUUACUUGCUGGAUUUAUUGGUAUUUAUUUUUAAGACUGAAUAAAGUUUACUACUUUCGCACUUGCUACAAGUACAUGUUUGGAAAGACUUUCCUUAAGGAUCAAGAUUGAGUUGAAGACUGACUUCGGUUGAUCAUUUGUAGCUUUUCUUUUAAAGAUGGCUGUGAUUGACUUUUUUUUCCUUUGGAACCAGCACAUUUUGCUCAGGGUAGAGUUUUAUAGUAUUUGGUAAGUAUUCGAAAGGGGAGAAAAGUGAUUUGUAUUCCAGCAUUAUCAACUUAAUUGCUCUUCACUUCCUUUUUAUUUAAUAAAAAUAAGCUAUAAUCUCAA
Messenger RNA from Hypanus sabinus (Atlantic stingray), 1225 nucleotides. RefSeq names its product ADP-ribosylation factor-like 5A (gene arl5a). Lineage: Eukaryota; Metazoa; Chordata; Chondrichthyes; Myliobatiformes; Dasyatidae. Gene Ontology annotation, cellular component: cytoplasm; trans-Golgi network. Gene Ontology annotation, molecular function: GTPase activity; GTP binding. Gene Ontology annotation, biological process: intracellular protein transport; vesicle-mediated transport; protein localization to Golgi membrane. The transcript has 6 exons. The coding region runs from base 288 to 827 and encodes 179 amino acids. The record is from RefSeq and is a predicted model, not a curated record.